AUGAACGAGAAACCUCAUACUGACGACGACCUUAUGCGGGCUUGGAAUCUUCCAAGGGCGCUUUCGGCCGAAAGCCUGGCGGACCUAGACGGGGCUGAAAUGUUCCUGGCGAGCUUGGAAAGUGUUCUGAUUUCUGCUUUGGAAAGGUCUGGUACCUUUUCCGCCUUGGAAAAUUCCGACGCCUGGUUUUCCUUGGACAGUUCGGAAGUGUUAUCUGGUUUGGAUAGUUCCGGGCCGUUUUCUGCAUUGCAAAAUUCGGGCGCUCCCUCUCAACCAUCGGCAUAUUCCGCCAUCGAAGGAGGGGACGAUUAUGCUGAGCAGGGCUUGUGUCUGGAAAAAAUUGUGCAUGUGGGUGCAAAUCAACGUUUUGACCAUGAGGCUGCGGGAAAUUAUUCUCUUGCAACGAAUUGCUCCGCUGGAAAUGAUCUUUCUUUUGGAUCUUUGGAACAAUCCUCGGAGCCUCCAGGAUUGGGGGGAACACUUCUUUCUGCCGAAUGGGCUACGGAAGAGGGCUACUGGAACACAUUCUCUCUGGUAUCGCUUGAGAAUUUCAGCGAAUGCAGUUUGGAGCCUCCGAUUCUCGACCAGAACGAAAGUGAGCCACCUGUGGGUGUUAAUGGCAUGGUGGCAUUAAGCCCCAAAUUCCAUCGGAGCAAAACCCAGACCACGAAAGUAGAGACACAAAGCGUUCGGAAAACAGAUAAUUCCACAAUGUCUAUGGAAGAUAAGCUUUUCUGGGGCUGGUUUUUAGGUCUGGAACCGGAGACUGCAAAAGCAUUCGAGUUUCCAAAUGCAAGCGACCUGAUAGACAAUUCAGGAAAAGAAAAAGACAUGUCAUUAUUUUCCCAUGAUGUGCAACUGGACAAAUCUACUUCUUUGUACCAAUCUGCAAUCCCCACAACUUCAGGAAGUUCAACUAAAGCUAUUCCAGGUCCCAGCCAUUCACACAGCAAUAUUUUGCUAGAAACUUUCACCCAUCCUUCUAAGACUUCUUCGCUUUCUGCUCACAAGAAGAAAUCCUCUGAAUUCAAAAGUCCACUGGAACGCUCUGUUUUUGCACCAAUAACGCCUAGGACCCAUUUAAGCUCCGAAUAUUCGAGAAGCAUUUCUUCUCUUCCGAUGCAAGUCUCUUCUGCUGCUCCCAAUCUACCGACUGGUCCCGUUUCUAAUUUAAGGGCCUCUUUGUCAUUUCCCUCCUACAGCAAAAAGCCAAUUUUCAAUUCGGAGCAGUAUGCCCGUCAAUCGGACACCAAAGUUCAAAGUCGCCGAACAAUCCCAAAACGGUUUGUUUCAUCUGGAAUCGUUGACGUUUUACCUUCGGCCAUACAGUGCUUGAAUGUCAUUUUGGACUAUAAAGGCUAUCAAGGCGAAAUACAACGCAUAAUCCUCAACAAUAACAUCACCAAUAUAACCUUUUCCCAACACGAUGUGAGAAAACAUCAAAAGCUUUGCUUGCAGCCCAUUUACGAGUACUUCGAUCCUGGUCUGAAUAUGGAACUUGUGGGUUUUCCUCAAGAUGCACCGGGGAAUAAAAUUUCUGCCGUGUCUGGAAUUCUACAGAGGAAAGUUUACAUCCGCAACAUCUCAAUGGUUCUAAACACGGUGUCUCUGAUUCUGUAUGUGGAGCUGUCGAAAUUCAACAUUAAUCUACCGUACGAACCUCAAAUACAUAGGUACGAGUUGGAUAGUCGGGGUGCAGUGGUGAACGAAACAAAGUGCGGUCUAUGUCCCUUUUGUCCGGCAAUCAAAUUCUUGCCAUUCAAAAACUCCAGCUAUCUUUCCCAUUUGACCUUGGAACACGGCGUGUAUGCCAAUAAUUUUGUGGUGCCUGAGGGGUUGUAUUACGGCAAAUACGUGGUUACUCGAAAUGUGGAUGUGCACAAAACUCGAACCGUCAAAGCAAUUCAGUGUCCUGCUUGUUUUCAAGUGGUGGAGGUGUCGUGUUGGAAGAAUAAAACCAAUCCUCUUUUAAGCUACUUCCGCCAUUUCAAAAAGAAACACCAAAAUUUGACCAAGACAUUUAUGAGGAGUACAGUUGAUGUGGUGCAUUGCGAUGAAUAG
Messenger RNA from Clavispora lusitaniae ATCC 42720, 2061 nucleotides. Its product is annotated as DUF4451 domain-containing protein. The record is from RefSeq and is a predicted model, not a curated record. NCBI's taxonomy places the organism in Eukaryota, Fungi, Ascomycota, Pichiomycetes, Serinales, Metschnikowiaceae.